AUGCUUAUAUCAGUCGGAAUAGCCAUCCAAGCAGUGUUGCUGGGAUUAUCACUCUUUACAGUUAUCCUUCGCUGCUGGACCAGGCUUUACUAUGAGAGAAAGAAGCUCUCUCUUUCUGAAUACUUUGCAUGUAUGGGCUGGAUCUUCGCUUUGGGAUGGUUCACAACAUCGACACUCUCUAUGCUCAUUUUGGUCCGUCAUUCUCCAGAUGGCCCAGAUGGUCUUAUCCCCAGUGUCGAAUAUCAGAAGAUAGUCUGGGUAGCCGAAUACUUCUUUGACACAGGAAUCUACUGGCCGAAACUCUCUAUCCUCGCCUUCUAUUGGUAUCUUAUACCGGAUGUGUUCCAAUCUUUGAGAAUCGCCCUAUAUGCAAUAACGGCGUACCUGGUUUCUUGUAUGACAACAUCUAUUCUACUCAACACUCUCAUAGCGAGACCUAUAUCAGACAAUUGGUCUGUUGAGAACCAACUGAACUCCGCCUGGAACUCCGUGCCCAAUUUUCUCACUCAAUGGUGUCUGAACUUCUCGACGGAUCUGAUCUUGUUCUGUUUCCCAUUCUUCAUUCUCAAACAUCUGACCUUGCGCACUGAGCAGAAACUUGGUCUUGUCGGCGUCUUUUCCCUUGGUGCAAUUACCAUGUCAGCUAGCCUUGCCCGCUUCAUCAUCAGCAACGCAGCGGAUUAUCAGCUCGAUUACCCAUCUGGCAAUGCCCUCUGCAUGGCCGAAAUGGCGACUGCAGUUAUUGUUGUCUGCCUCCCUGGCCUGAAGAAAUUGAUCAUGCGAUCGAGAUCAUCUACCAACACGACGAGUCAAGGGUUCAAUUCGAACCAGUCAAGCUCAGGCCACUCUUCGAACAUGACGGCGUCGAAAUCGAGGACUGCAUCGCAGGCUUAUGCGGAAUGGGGUGUCAUGGACGAUGAGAUCGAGCUGCCUAGUCAUCCCCAAAAAUCUCAUUUGCCUGGAGAACUGCAGGAUGUGGGAAACCUGCUGUAG
Fusarium fujikuroi IMI 58289 is the source of this 993-nucleotide messenger RNA. RefSeq lists its product as uncharacterized. NCBI's taxonomy places the organism in Eukaryota, Fungi, Ascomycota, Sordariomycetes, Hypocreales, Nectriaceae. The transcript has 6 exons. The record is from RefSeq and is a predicted model, not a curated record. Bases 1 to 993 code for a protein of 330 amino acids.